This is a messenger RNA of Oncorhynchus nerka (sockeye salmon), 6046 nucleotides long. Its product is annotated as FHF complex subunit HOOK-interacting protein 1B-like. Bases 639 to 4130 code for a protein of 1163 amino acids. Lineage: Eukaryota; Metazoa; Chordata; Actinopteri; Salmoniformes; Salmonidae. Gene Ontology annotation, biological process: endosome to lysosome transport; lysosome organization; endosome organization. The transcript is spliced from 14 exons. The record is from RefSeq and is a predicted model, not a curated record. Gene Ontology annotation, cellular component: FHF complex.
UGUGACAGAGGAAGAUGGCAACGGAAAAAAGAAGAGAGAAUGAUUGUGAAAUCAGAAAAUGCUUUGUUGUUGUCUAAAAAGGAGUCAUCUAUGCGACAAAGGGAUACAUUUUUUUAGGCGAUCUUGUUUGCGUUCGUGUGUAGUUUUGUUGUUGUUUGUUUUUGUAAUGUUGGCUCCAUUUUUACAGUGUACACCCUGAUUGACUGACAGUGGAAUUGCCCGUAUAGCCACCGUUAGCAUUUUGGCUAACUAGCAAGCUAAGUUGUUUCGUGGAAAUCACUGCGUGGUGGUUGACUUUCAGUCCUGGGAGAGCAGUUGGGGCUAAGGAAGGCUAAGCCAAUCGCUGCUGGUUGGUGACUUGCUUGAAAAGCCAGCUUUGCACUGGAGCAGCCAGCUAGGGCCAUGAGCCAGGGCUUCCUCCUCCCUCUGUGGACCAGAGCCAAAAUGGAGGUUUAGCCCAGACAGACGCUGAGCAAGUGUUCAGUGCUGCGGGUCCUCUGCCUAGGCAUGGAGUGGUGUUGGCUGCAGACUGGAUGACAGGGUCUUCAGGGAGAGCCGACGUGCGUCCCCCUGCACAGACACCCAACCCCCUAACUGAUCACCGCUGACCCGUUACCACGGUGACACUGACACCGAAGAUGAGCUGGCUGAGCCGGCUGACCCCUCGAGGUCCGGAGGGCAGGUCCAGUAGGAACGUAGCACCCUCCAGUCCCUGUACUGCUGACCCAGAGACCUGCCUCAUGGUGUUCGAGAACCACUGGAGACAGGUGUCCUGGGUGCUGGAGCAGCAGGAUCCGUCAAGCUCUAGUGAUGACCUCACCGCGGUGCGGAACCACACCGACCAGAUGCUGUGCCUCCUGGCCGAGGAGCGACCGGGGGAGUGUGAGGGACCCCCCGGGGCGGUAACGUCCGGUAACGUCCCCCCUAUUGGCCCCAUCCUGGACCUGGUGGUGUCUGAGAACGUCCUGGAGCGUGUGGUGCAGUGGCACCUGAGGCGUGGCCUGGACCCCGACAGCCAGGGGGCGUUGCUCAAGCUGUUCGAGAUGCUGAUAGGCCAGUCUCAGCAGCCCUUGCUCCAACACAAGGCGGUGCUGCAACCUCUACUGGGUCUUCUGGGGGCCUGUGCUGAGCCCCAGCUGGGCUGCCCUCCCUCUCUGGAGAACAGCCUAGUGCUGCUGCUCAACCAGAUCUGUGUGUCGAUGGCGCGUGCUCCUGCUGUGUUGGAGCUGUUGUUCAGGUCUGCCCCUGCCCAACACGGUCCUACCAACCUGCUCAUCUUCUCCCUGCUGGUUCCCUUCAUCCACCGUGACGGGGCCAUCGGACAGCAGGCCCGCGACGCCCUCCUCCUCGUCAUGGCAACCUCGGCCAGCAACCAGGGCGUGGCGCGCUACAUUGCAGAGAACUCCUACUUCUGCCCGGUGCUGGCCACGGGCCUCAGUGCUCUCUACUCCUCCCUGCCGAGGAAGAUAGAGGUACGGGGGGAUGACUGGCACGCUCUGCGCAGGGAGGACUGGAUGGGCGUGUCUUCUCUGGUGCUCUUCAUGAACUCUCUGGAGUUCUGUAACGCUGUCAUUCAGGUGGCUCACCCCCUGGUCCGCAGACAGCUGGUCGACUACGUUCACAACGGCUUCCUGGUCCCUGUCAUGGGACCCGCCCUACACAAGUCAUCUGUAGAUGAGAUGAUAGCCAGUACAACCUACCUGGACCUGUUCCUGCGCAGCGUCACGGAAACGUCUCUCCUUAAAGCCUUCCUGCGUUUUAUCCUCAUGCAUCGCCACGACAACGACACCAUCCUGGACACGUUGCUAACGCGCAUCAGCAGCAACUCGAGGCUGUGUAUGGUGUCUUUGAGCCUGUUUAGGACUCUGCUCUCUCUCAACUGUGAAGACCUCAUGUUGCAGCUCGUUCUCAGGUAUCUGCUGCCCUGUACCCAUGUGAUGUUGAGUCAGAGGCGUGCCAUCAGGGACACUGAUCUCUAUGGUAAAUCAGCUGACAAGUUCCUGUCCCUGAUCCCAGACUGCUGCCGUCUGAGCACAGCGACCUCUGCUGAGCGGGAGGAAGAACCUGCCCUUUGGGGGAAAGUCCUGAACAGCCCCAGCUCAGAGUCUCCAGUACACCACAAACCCAGCACUCCAUCCCGCUUGGCCCUCUUCAUGCGCCAGCAGAGCACUGGAGGAGGGCCCUGCACCCCCUCCCCCACCGAGACGAUCCCCUCGUCGCCCGGUGCCGGCCCCAACACCCCCCUGUCCCCAGAUAGCCCCAUGCACCCCGUCCCAGAGGGGCUGGACUGGGAGUCGGGGUACCUGGAGUACCUCAGGGACGCCCGUAGGGGGGUAGAGCUGUGCUCCUGGGCAUGCCGGAACUGGUCAGCCCCCUACGACGGAGAGGACCCCUCACCCAACACGGCCCCUCUACCACCCCCGCCCCCCACCUCCAACCCCUCCCUGGCCAUGUUCCCAGAGCACUUCUCCUUCCAGCAGGGAGGAGGAGGUGGUGGUAGUACCUCCCCCGGCCAGCAGAGGGCAGCGGUGGUGGCAGCGGCGCGGUCAGAGUGGAGCAGUACAGAGAGGGACAGUGGAGAGUGGGACGUCACCAUCGGUGAGAACAGCUGUAUCAGCCUCACGCCCCGCACCAAGAAACGCAGCCUGCAGAGAGAGGAUGUCCACCUCCCCAAACCUCUCCAUCUCCCUCCUGAUUCUGCCUCCCUCCCUGACCCCUCCGCUGUUCCCCACCUCCGCUCCGCCCCCACCAAGGGCGCUCAGCAGGCCAUCAUCAAUGGGACGUUGUUGGGGGGGCAGGGGGACAGGUGUAGGGACAGCCAGGAUGGAGGGAUGGAGGUUAAGAAGGUGAAGAGAGAGUUGGGCGAGCAACGGCACCCUGCUGGGGGGGACUCUAGUCAGAACGGGGAGGUGAGUGCCUGCCCUGCCCCUGCCCAGUCCUGUGGGUCCCUACAGGGCUUCUACAGUGAAGGGAAUGGGAGUGGGGCUGCGGAAAGCUCCAGAGGUCUUCCACCACACAAACCGAGUCACACCCAGACUCCGUCUGCUUCACUGCUCUCAGAACCCCGUACCAACUCCUCCAACGACAGGCUGACCCUCCGUGCUGCAGCAUCCAGCCCUGGAUCGGGACCUCCAGAGGCAAUGCUCUUUAACCAGUCAGAAGCAGUGGAGCGACUGAUCUCUGAGCUCCUGGAUGGGGCUGGGCCUGGGGAGGGGGGCCAGCAGGGGCCUGGGGACUCCAACGGCCAGGGCAUCAGCAUCGAGGCCUUCACCCAGGAACUCCGGGAGCUGGAGGACAGGGUGAGGGAGAGGAGCAAGGGGGUGGGGCUGUUCAGACAGCUGGAGGAGACCACCAGAGACCCCCACUCAGGGGAACCACCGCCCCCCUCUCCCCUGGACGCUGACCUGAUGGGGAGCGGGGUAGUGGCUGGAGUUGUGGGGGUGCUCAGGCCUCUAGGACAGCCAUCCACUCAGCCCUACACAGGUCCGUUCAUGGUGGUUCUGUUUGCCAAGCUGGAAAACAUGCUCCAGAACUCUCUGUAUGUAAACAUCCUGUUGACGGGUAUUCUGGGCCAGCUUGCCUGCUACCCUCAGCCCCUGCUCCGAUCUUUCCUCCUCAACACCAACAUGGUGUUCCAACCCAGUGUCAAGUCUCUUAUACAGGUCCUGGGCUCAGUGAAGGGCCGCAUCGAGACGUUUGCAGCGUCCCAUGAGGAUUUCCCUGCCAUGCUGAAGAAAGCCCAGCGCUACCUGGCUGCCAGGGGCAAGGUGGACUGGGCGGACUCACCCAUGGGGAUGCCCACACUGCGACGCUCUGAUUCUCUGGUGAAGAGCCGGAAACCCUCACUAGGCGACCUGAUCCUUCGCCACACCAACAGCCCCACGCGGGCACGCCACGCUGCCCAGCUCGCCCUGGCCCACGUACGAGACGGCGGCCAAUCGCUGCACAGUGCCCUGUUCCGGGGCGGGUCAGGGGUGUCGGGGCUGGAGAAGCAGGCAGAGGCUCUGAGGGUGAAGAACGCCGUCUACUGCGCCGUCAUCUUCUCUGAGUUCCUCAAGGAGCUGGCCGCUCUGGCCCAGGAGCACGCUGUCUCCAUGCCCUUCCUCCAGAGACACGACACUGAGGAGUGAUGCUGUCUGUCUCCAUGUCCUUCCUCCAGAGACACGACACUGAGGAGUGAUGCUGUCUGUCUCCAUGUCCUUCCUCCAGAGACACGACACUGAGGAGUGAUGCUGUCUGUCUCCACGCCCUUCCUCCAGAGACACGACACUGAGGAGUGACACUGAAGGUUGCAACCCGAUUUCAACCCUACUCCCAGAAGAUUGAGAAGCAUUGGAUUGGUUGUAAGCAUUGUCUGGAGGGAGUUCCUUUCCACCGUUGUUAAAUCUAGUGUACGUGACGUCUGGGCCUGUAUCCACAAAGCGUCUAAAAGACAGACAGGAUAGGGCAGGUAGACUGACACAGACACACAGACAGAGACAGACAGGAUAGGGCAGGUAGACUGACACAAGACCGUGGUUAAGAUAGGACAGGUAGACUGACACGCGAGACAGUGGUUAGGAUAGGACAGGUAGACUGACACGCGAGACAGUGGUUAGGAUAGGAUAGGUAGACUGACACGUGAGACAGUGGUUAGGAUAGGACAGGUAGACUGACACUCAAGACAGUGGUUAGGAUAGGACAGGUAGACUGACACGUGAGACAGUGGUUAGGAUAGGACAGGUAGACUGACACGUGAGACAGUGGUUAGGAUAGGACAGGUAGACUGACACGUGAGACAGUGGUUAGGAUAGGACAGGUAGACUGACACGUGAGACAGUAUUUAGGAUAGGACAGGUAGACUGACGGGGAACUGGCAUCAGUUUAGAAUUUUACAUCAUAACGAAUAAGAUUGUAUGAAUAGAUCCUAGAUCCGGACUCCUUCUCUAGGACACUGUGACCAUAUAUGGACAGAUCCUAGAUCGACACUCCUUCUCUAGGACACUGUGACCAUAUAUGGACAGAUCCUUUACUCCCUUCCACCUGCAGGGGGCAAAGUAGAGCACUGAUGGGGCUGAGAGCUACAGUGAAGAGGGGAGGGGGAGGGGGACAGUUCAUUCGGACAAUGUGAAAUCAAGAAUGGAAAUGGAAUAUAUAUAUACAUAUACACACACACACACACACACUAAAUGUGAAUAGAUCUAUAGAUCUUGGAGAGUGGUCUGUAGUGUACAUACCAUAGCAGGGUGGUAGUGUAGCGCUGCACCACAUGUGUACAUGGUGCUGAGUCAGCUCUUUCCACUCUCCCCUGUAGUGAAUGAUGCUGAGUCAGCUCUUUCCACUCUCCCCUCUAGUGAAUGAUGCUGAGUCAGCUCUUUCCACUCUCCCCUGUAGUGAAUGAUGCUGAGUCAGCUCUUUCCACUCUCCCCUGUAGUGAAUGAUGCUGAGUCAGCUCUUUCUACUCUCCCCUCUAGUGAAUGAUGCUGAGUCAGCUCUUUCCACUCUCCCCUCUAGUGAAUGAUGCUGAGUCAGCUCUUUCCACUCUCCCCUCUAGUGAAUGAUGCUGAGUCAGCUCUUUCCACUCUCCCCUCUAGUGAAUGAUGCUGAGUCAGCUCUUUCCACUCUCCCCUCUAGUGAAUGAUGCUUAUCAGAUGUGUUAAAUCUUCCGUCUUUUUGAAAAUCUGACAACAACAACAAAAAAAGACCCACAACCUUAAAUAUUCCCUGUUCCUGUUCGGUACGUAAUUUUUCAGAGGGCUGAAACUGGUUAAGCAAACUCUAGAUACUCAGCGUUGAUCGUCUCAACUGUAGAGGACACAACAGGAAGGGAUCUGACCAAUGGGCUCAGAGCAUCACCUCAGCUUGUGAGAUUUAACAGGGAGGGGGAGAGGAGGGGGUCUGGAAAGGGGAGGUGACGAGAAAGGCCCCCCCCCCCCCGUACUGUGUACUGGAAAACAAAAGUGGAUUUUGAUAUUUGUAUUUAUAACCACUCUCCAUGUUUUAGCAUCAUUUUAGAUUUAAUUUAUAUAUAUUUUUUAAAUAAAUGAAACAUUUUUCGACCUAUCAA